GUAUGUUUUCUUAACGUAUGAGUGUUCUUUCGGAAGGCCGGCUCUUAAGUGCCGCGGCCCACCGUGUGCUACGUUCUACCCUUGUUUUGCCUGAAAAUCUAUAUACUCCGGAGAGGAAGCGUCCGGUUUAUGUUACUCUUCCUCGGAAACGCUACGAUGGAAAUCUACCUUCGACCGUUUCAUUAUUUCCGUCUCCGCAGACUCGUGUUCUAUCGAACGCAUUCGGACGAAAGAAACAAAAAGAUUUCAAUGACCGCGUUAGCAUAACGCCUCUACCUAUUGUACAAAUCAGCUGGGUGAUCUAGAGAAAAGACAGUACGCUUUUGUGUUAAUUAAUGUGUCUAGAAUAACGAACGCCGAACGAAUCGUCUACGGAAAUAUCGCGGACGAUCCGGCUUCAAGGAUCGCUCAGAACUUCAAAAUUAAUUCAAGUAAUAAAUCGAUGAUCUUUUUACUGGCGUCGGCGAGUACUCGGUGUUUUCUCAUGAGACAUCAAGCUCUCUCCCUGAAUCUCUCGUCCUUUCCCGUCCAAACGACUCUCUGUGCGUAUACAUGUCGGAUCCGCCUUGCGGAAGAUCGAUACGUUCCCGUCACGGGGGUCGGUAAUCAAAGAAAUUGCUCGCUUAACGAAGAUCUUCACCUUUUUCUUGAGGAUGAUACAACAGUAUGGAAACAAGAACACCGAGAGGCCUGGUUGUUCUCGAUUGGCUCUUCGUCCACGAGGGUGGCGGCAUUUCUUCGCGUUCGGAGCCAAUCCCGGCGUGUUUCUUCUCUAAAAAUACAUUUUGAAUCAGUAGGAGGAGAUGAAGGAACACCUCCUUCGCCACAGGAAAAAGAUUCCUCUAAGUAUAUAACUCAUUCAACAGUGCAUCGAGCACGCUUCGUCCAGGCAGGCAGUGUGCAGAAAUUCGGGAGCGGUUUCGAAGACUGUGAAGUUGCUUGAUAUGAAAUCCAUUGUAUAUUUUUCGUGAAAUAUUCGAAACCGGUUAAGAUAAGGAACUCGUAUUUCAAUGAAGUGGCUUUGGAGGUGCGCUAAGAUGGAAUACCGCACAACGUUUUGCGCUACGUUUCUCACAGCUCUGAUCAAUUGAACUUGGAAAGGUUGAUCACACAGAGAGACAGCGUCGAGUAAACUCGAGUUUGCCGAAGUGAAUAUUAGUAAUUUGGGAGAAGAAUAUUAUUGCCUGAGGGAUACUCGGCGAGCAUUCAAAAUGAAAACGGAGAACAACGGUUCUAGCCAAGUGCAUUCCAGCAUGGAACAACGUCUGAGGAGUCCAAAGUGCGCGAGAUGCCGGAACCACGGUGUGAUUUCUGGUCUGAAGGGUCACAAACGUUCGUGCGCGUGGAAGGAUUGCCGUUGUCCUUGUUGUUUGCUCGUGGUUGAAAGACAGCGGGUGAUGGCAGCGCAGGUAGCACUGAGAAGACAACAGCAGGCACAAGGAAAUUAUUUCGGUGAAAAUGUCUCGGCCGUCUGCCAUGCACCCAUGGACACUUCCGCCUCGCCGUACUUGUUGAAGACUGAUCAAAAUCCUGCUUGUCGCAGGACAAAGAACUUCCAGCGUCAUCAAUUGCACUUCACGCAGACCAGCAUCAGUGUAACGCAAGGGUUUUAUGGGUUGAAGGCUAUUCACGGCUUACCCACAGCAUUUACCGCAGACGCGCCCUUGUUGAAUGGUUUGUCGCAUAAUGAGCAAGACUCUGAAAAUUCCAAGAAAUUAGAGUCCUUUCCAACUACAUAUUCCCCGAUUCCUUGGUUUGAAAAUGUUCCGGAGCCGCGGAAGAUUAAGAAGAACUUCAACAACUUCGCCUCCGCCGUAACAGACCUCAGUGACAUUUCCACAGCUACUGGCGGAUCUUGUUUGGAGAAAAAAUCAACGAUCUCUUUUAGCGUGGAAUCUAUCAUCGGAACAAAGUGAUACCAAACGACUGAUUUAUCUUCGGCUGAAGAUCGCACAUCGUUAUUGUAAAUAGAACUUACACUCUUGACUUAUUUAAACCUAACGAUUUAUAGAUUAAACAAAAGUAUGAGUAAUUUCUUAAGAAUUCUUUUUUUUUAAGUCUGCAGUGUGCUUCUAUUUUUGCAUAUCACAUAUUAGUUGGACAAUCGCUAAUGCGUUAUAUAUUUAAAAUACAUUAUUGUACAUUAACAUUGCAAUAGACUUAUUUACUGCAUAAUCGCGGAAUAUUGUAUAAAAAUUCAAGCAUUAUUCUUUAUCGCCGACAACACUUUAAACGUGUUAUAGAUAUUAAGUAACAAAUAUACAUUUAUAACAUGUCCUAUAGUCUGUGUAAUAAUAAAUGAACAAAAUAAAUGUGAACACAUACUAAGGAACGCGUGUCGUUAAAUUCUGUAAAUUCACACUAUUUUAACUGAUAAAAUGAAGUGUGAAGGCACAUCAUUUGUCGCUUUCAAGUGUCUCGCUACAACGUUUCAUAUACGUAUCCAUUUCAGAAAAGUCAGAUAAAGUAGUGUGAAUUAUUUCGCAUAAAAUACUUGGCCAUUUAUUCUCAAGAAGUUGUAGUUUUUGUAUUGCGUCUACAGUGAGAUUAAUCAGACUUAACAGAUGCACUUUUCCCCUGUGUCGCCAAAUAAGAUCUUCCUGUAAUAAGAAAAAGGAAGAAAUUCUGUGAGAAAAAAGAAAACUUGAGUCUUCUAUUAAAUUAUUGCUAAAAGUUA
Megalopta genalis is the source of this 2677-nucleotide messenger RNA. RefSeq lists its product as uncharacterized. Gene Ontology annotation, molecular function: RNA polymerase II cis-regulatory region sequence-specific DNA binding; DNA-binding transcription factor activity, RNA polymerase II-specific. Lineage: Eukaryota; Metazoa; Arthropoda; Insecta; Hymenoptera; Halictidae. Gene Ontology annotation, biological process: regulation of transcription by RNA polymerase II; sex differentiation. Gene Ontology annotation, cellular component: nucleus. The record is from RefSeq and is a predicted model, not a curated record.